AUGGCUAGACAAACUAGAGCAAAGGCUGCCGCUCCAGCUGCCGAAAAGGUUAGUGAAAGAUCUGUAGAAGAAAUCGAAGCAGAUUUACAAUUGCCAUCAUCCAGUGACGAGGAACUUUCUGUGGAGGAAGGUUCUGAUGUAGAAGAAUUAAGUGAGGAUUCCGAUGAGGACAUAGCUUCAGAAUCAGAAUCAGAAUCUGAAGGAUUAGAAGGAUCAGAAGAGCCAGAACAAGAACAAGAACAAGAAAUAGUGCACAAGGUUACCAAAUCAAAGCCAAGUACAUCAGCAUCAGCAUCAUCCAAAUCAAAUAAAUCUAAAGGUGUUAUCUACCUUGGUAGAAUUCCACAUGGGUUCCAUGAAAAUGAAAUGAAAAAGUAUUUCGAUCAAUUUGGUGAUAUUAGUAGAUUAAGAUUAUCAAGAAACAAAAAGACUGGUAAAUCUAAGCAUUAUGGGUUUAUUGAAUUCACUGAAAGUGAAGUUGCAAAGGUUGCAGCCGAAACCAUGAAUAACUAUCUUCUUUUCGGACAUUUAUUGAAAUGUCAUGUAGUUCCAAAGGAAGAUGUUCAUGAUGAUUUGUUCAAGGGCAGUGCCACCACUUAUAAGGCCAUCCCAUGGCUGAAGGUUUCAAAAAACAAGCAUGAUUCUGCGAAAAGUAAGCUCCAAUGGGAAAAACUUUCCAAGAAGCACCAACAAGCUCAAAAGACCAAAAUUGACAAGUUGAAAGCGAAGGGAAUCGAUUUUGAUUUAACCAGCAUUGUAUAA
Messenger RNA from Dujonia railenensis, 762 nucleotides. The record is from the annotation of a GenBank genome assembly. NCBI's taxonomy places the organism in Eukaryota, Fungi, Ascomycota, Pichiomycetes, Serinales, Debaryomycetaceae.